GGAUGCAGAACGUCCAAGAGCAGUCAGAAGAGGAGGCGAAGUUUGCUCGCCAGUCAAGUUAGCGCGGUUGAUUGUGUUGGUACUGGUAAAACGACAAACAGUGCCGUCCGCAAAAACGCGAAGUGUGUUUCGUUUUGCGCUCCUUUGAAUUUUGAAGCCCCGCGGACCAAGGAUUUACGUUGAACCGAGAAUUUUACCGAAUAUAACGCUAUGUCUGCGAGAGUGAAUGUCGUUUUUGUUGCCUAUUUGGUUCUGGUGUGUUUUUCGAGUGUUGUGUACAGCAAAAAUGUGAAUGCUCGAUUGGCGAAAAGGACAACAGACAAUGGAUUAGGAGACGAGUCCUGCGACAAUGUCAAGCCGUUUUUCGAAAUGAAAAAUGUCACAGUCACAUUGGAUAGCCCUAAAGGAAAUAUCUGCAGUGGUCACUGCUGUGACGAAAAAGCAGAGUCUCAGUUGAAAAGAAUGGCGCAGAAAGAUUUCGCAUCCCUUCUCCAGCACAAUUCAAGGUCCCUUCAAGGAUCUCUGAGCUCCACGUCUGAAACGCUUCAAAACCACAUGCAGCAGCUGACGCAACAAUCCGAAAACAAGACGUUGCUCCUCUUUGCCAACGUGUACCGAAGGAUGUCGGUGUAUUCCAAGGCGCCCAUAGAGUCCUUCUACUCCGACAUCAGGAAAGCGCUGAUGGUUAACAUCACCAACGGCGAGAUAAUUCUCCCCAACCUGGACAUCCAAAACAGCGCCGCCACCUUCUUCACCGACCUCUUUCCCCUGGUGUACCUCCACACCUUGUCCAACACGGAGACCCUCAAGGACUUCAGCCUGGACUACAAAUCCUGUCUCAAAGAGUCCACCAAGGACAUCCUACCCUUCGGGGAUAUACCUAAGCAAAUAGCGCAGACCCUCGCGAAGAGUCUGGACGCCACGCAGAUCCUCUUCCAGGCCUUCGCAGUGGGCCUGGAGGUGCUCAACGUCACUGACGUGGUGCUGGUCAACGAGAACGGCCGCAACAACGGGCAGUGUCAUGAUGCCCUGGUGAAGCUGACGUAUUGCCCCAGGUGUUUGGGGUUGGUGAAAGAUGUAAAGCCUUGCUCGGGGUACUGUUUGAACGUGUUGAGAGGAUGCUUGACUUCCUACGUCGCCGAACUGGACUCUCCUUGGAACAGCUACGUGGAGAGCAUCGAAAAGCUGGUGAACGCUAUGAAGCAUCACAAUAACGAGGUGGGAGUGAACGCUGAUGGUAUCAUUAGGGAGUUGGAUAAUAGGAUAUCGGAGGCCAUUAUGCAUGCCAUGACGAAGGGACAGGAGAUAGACAGCAAGGCCAAGAAAUUCUGCGGAUUGCCAAAGUUCUCGGAGAAAGAGGACCCCUUGACCACCGAGACGAGCACCCAGGCCACCCCCGGAUCUCAGAUCGGCGGCGCCAAGCUUCGCUUCGCCCCCACUCGUGCUUCCGCUUUCCUGCCGCCUCCGGAGACUCAACUUCUGCAGUUCCUCACCUCCAUAUCGAAGACCAAAGGGUUCUAUGGAAACCUGGCAGACACUCUGUGUCAGGACGAGAGCUUCGCUGAACCGAACGAUAGGAGAUGCUGGAACGGAGAGAGGAUAGCAGAAUACACGAAAACCGUGGUGGACGCCAGUCAAGACAUGCAGAAAUACAAUCCUGAAGUGAAACCGAACCCAAAUCCACAAAAUGGCGAUAAGAGGAUUGCCGAUCUUGCAGACAAACUCAGGCAUAUACACAACAUUGUUCUUGCAACAUUAGGUUCCACCUUUUCGAACGAAUUCGACUCGAUGCAGAGGGAUAGUGGAGCAGACGGAUCGGGAUCAGGUAGCGGUCCAGACAUGGAGGAAGAUGACGAUGAGUACUCCAGAGGAUCAGGAUCUGGUGAUGGCCCAGGUGUCGUGGAAGGAGGCGGAACCCCCCACUCCACUGCUGGUGGUCAACCAAGCAAUGGAAAAGCUAAGAAUAACCCUGCUUCUCCAGACGUCAAAGUUCACCACAAUUCAGACAAAUCGCCAACACAUAGCACGCCAAUUCCAAGGCCAUCCAGCUCCAACCCGACGUGUUCCAUUUCUUCGAUCCUCGUUGCUUUGUCAGCACUGGCACUCUUUCACCAAAACGAUGUAGCGAGGAUCAUUUAGACCUUAUACUUCCAUUCGAUAUCGAGAUGCUUUUUUCUCGAGACGAGAUUUCGAGGAAUACAAUCGAGGUCUUACUGUCGACAACACGGUUCAGUGACGGAAUUGUUUCGGACGCAUCAAGAAGAAGAAACGGAACCGCUCCAGCUUUCGGAACGCAGCAAUAACGAGAUGUCUAAACCACAGAAUUUAAUUACGAGUGAAAUAAAAAUUUCGAUCCCCCACAUAUUUCGAGCUGGAGUGGUUGCGACCGCCACACUAGAGAUUAAUAGUUUAGGUAUACAUCUAUUUCAAAAUUGGCUGUUUAUAAAAUAAUAUAUUUAUUAUAAAUGUAAUAGAAUGUAGCUUCAAAGGUCAUUUUAGGUGUAAUUGGAAAUAGAACCGAUUCUUCCGUGUUUCCAAUUGUUGUAUAUAUAUAUAGAAUAUGUAAAGAGACUGUAUAAUUAGAAGAUAAGUUCUUCAGUGAACGCAGCCGUUUUAAUCUGACGUUGUAUGUUCCCUAUACGAUACGAGUUCGUUUCCACAGUGAAAUGAGUUCUGUGCUCUCAACAUAAAACAUUUAUUUAACCUCGAAAAUCAUUCUUACUCUUCUGUGACUCAGAGAAUGACAGACGUCAUAGUUAAUGAUUAAUUUAUACCAACCAUAGAUUACCAAGUUCAGAGCAAUAAAAUACAUUAAGGGACAUUAUAUCCACCUUCUUUCUGAAGCCAAAAUUGUUUUCAUUUACCUUGUUACCGUAGAGAUCGUAUAAUUAAGGCAAAAUGUUUUGACAUUCUCGGAUAUUUCCGGACUCCGACUCACCCAGUGGUGUACUGACGAUCCUUAUUUGUUUCCAUCGUCUUCAAAUAAAAAUAAGAUGAAGUACUAUUGGCUUCACAACAUUCUGUAAAGGCGUGCGUCUCUAUAUGUUUUAUUUCUCUGACUUACCAAGUUCUCAUUCGAUGUUCAGAUUAUUCUUAUUUCUCAAAUCAGCCCCCAAAAUUUAUUUGGUGUUGGUAAACUCUCCAAAGUUUCCAUGUGAAUGUAAAUACGUCAGGAUUUGUUGUUGAUAAAUCUAGUGCAGCUGAACAAACUCGAGCAGCUAAGAGACAUUUAUGAUAUGGUACCAAUUUUAAGUACAUAAGUGAGGUAAAAUCUGCGAAUUUGUCCAAAAUCGUAAUAUGAGGAUAUCUCUUAGGCCAGUUUUUGAAUUGAUAUUUCGAAAUUAUAUAUGCCAUACGUGUCGUUGUGAGAUAUUCCAGUCAAAUUAUUUGUAAUGAAAUUGUUGACAUGUAAUAUUUGUAAAUAUUAGGAAUUCUUUUUUGAAAUUCGAUGAUUUUUUUGAAAUUCCAAACAAACGCUGGAAUUCAUUGACUUCAAAAUUUUUUCUGUGUUCUUUAAAACCAGUCAGUGAGUUCUGUCGUCUUUUUUAUUAAUUUACUAUUUAUUUUUGACUAUUUAUUGGAAAUGUAAUACAUAUUAGUGAAAAACUCUGAAUGAAUGUGUGUAUAUUUUAAAGGUAUAUUUGUAUUUUUAAAUUAAUUUGCGAAAUGUCUGUGAUUAAAAAUAUUUUAUUAAUCUAAUUAUUAUGAAAUUAAGAAUUUUAUUCAUCAAAAUCAAUACAGUAUCUUUGUAAUCGUUAUUUCUAGACCUAAAUAUAGAUCUUUCACAUUUUAUUCUUGAAUUUGAAAUGAAAUCUCAAUCUUGUGACAGUUUUUAUAAUCAUCAUGUUUAAUUUUAUAGAUUUUCAAAUUUCAUGAAAUCUUGCCAUUUUAUACGAAAACUGUUAAAAUGUUUAUAAUUUACGAAAGGUCUACCCUUAAGUCUGACUUAUGUAAACUGUAGAAUAUUGUUACAUUUUUAUUGACUUUAAAAAUCCUUUUAUGUAAUUUGAUAUUGACUGUCAUAAUCUAAAAAAAAAAAUGUUAUUAUAUCUUCUACUUCUCUUUUUCAACAACUUUUUGAAUAAUAAUGUUUUUUUAAAUUUUUCUGUUAUAUUCAUUUCAGAUAAUAUAUAUGGGUUUUACAUAAUUGGUAACAAUAUUCUAUAAUUGAGUUGAAAAGUUGAAUUAGUAUAAUACAUAGAUAUAUAAUGUUGCAAUUCAAGGAUAUAUUGGAAAGCCAUAUUACUAUAGGAACUAGAUUUUCCUAAGUUUAAUUUUUUUCGCUUCACUCAAUAUUUCUUCUGUUUGUUUACAUAUCACGUGAGGCAAUAAUUUUGUGUAUUUGAAGAAGUGAUUCAAAGUCAUUCGAAUAUGUUGCUCACUAACAUUCAUUUUAGGUAUAACUGUUCGAAACUAAUUACUAGUCUUACGCUUUUUGUGAGUAAGAAAUUCGAUUUUAAUAUUGAUUGUACUUUCUUUUCAAGUAGAAUAAAUAUAGCUGCCUUUUUUAA
Harmonia axyridis is the source of this 4511-nucleotide messenger RNA. It is a transcript of the gene dally, whose product is annotated as division abnormally delayed protein. The coding region runs from base 211 to 2139 and encodes 642 amino acids. The record is from RefSeq and is a predicted model, not a curated record. Gene Ontology annotation, biological process: regulation of protein localization to membrane; cell migration; positive regulation of canonical Wnt signaling pathway. NCBI's taxonomy places the organism in Eukaryota, Metazoa, Arthropoda, Insecta, Coleoptera, Coccinellidae. Gene Ontology annotation, cellular component: plasma membrane; extracellular region; cell surface. The transcript is spliced from 7 exons.